AUGGUCUCGAAUAUUUUUUUUACUGGCCGUGACAACCCUGAAAGAGUCCCAGCCAGUGAUAAGCUCAAGAAAGGCGAGCUUGCUCUCGUCUGGUUCAGGGCCCGUGCUACCCCUGGCGGGUGGAGCAGCCGAACCCGAUGCCCUUGUCCACCUCCUGUCGCUCGUUUUCCGUCUCCGUGUCCCAUCGAGGUCGAUGAAAGUCUGGCGUUGUGGCACCGCGCACACCCGUUAUCAAGGCGCAUCUUGCUUUUAAGGACCUUCUUUGAGAAAACACAGCGGGACGACUGGAAAAUUACACAGUCGCUUCGCCGCGUCAGCCCGCAGAAGCAGCCCGAGUCCUGCAGACUCCCCCUGGUCCAGUCCACACGCCCCCUCAAAGGGCCCAAACCUCGAAACCUCGAAGGACGUCGUUGCCCAACAAUCGUCCACUGUUCUUACCGGCACACGACCGACUGGCGCCUUGCCAGUUUACAGGACGAGGCGACCAUGAGCCCCCCGACGACCCCAACCCUAAGCCAUGGCAACAGCAACGGCACGGGCAACGGCACGGCGAAGCCCUCGGGUCGCGCCCCGAGGAGGAGUGGGAAGCCCCAGCACAUGAACGGGCCGCUCUAUAAACAGGCGAACAGCAAUGUCGUCCUCGUCCGCAGAGUCAAGAGGAAGAACGAAGGCCCCAUGAAGCAGCUCACCCGCUGGUUUGUCAACAACCAGAUUGGCUUCUCCUUCAACCUUCUCGCCCUUCUCUUUCUCGCCCAUGGCAUGCCCCGGGCGCGGGAUUACACGGCCAAAUACUUCAACCUCUCAUACUACAACCCGAGCACCGGGAACUAUGGGCUGGGCUGGGCGGAUGGCCAUGUCGUCUUGUUCAGCAUCGUCCUCCUGACCGGCUUGCGCGCCGCGACCAUGGAGUACAUCCUGGCGCCGUUCGCCAAGUCUCAGGGCAUCUCUAAGAGGAAGGACAUUACUCGGUUUAGCGAACAGGCGUGGAUGUCAGUCUACUACUCAUUCUUCUGGCCCCUCGGCUUGGGUCCUGCCCAGUACAUCUACUAUCAAUCGCCCGCCUACUUCAACCUGCGAGAGCUGUGGACGGGGUGGCCCGACCGCGAGCUGACCGGGCUCAUGAAGGGCUACAUGCUCGCGCAGCUCGGUUUCUGGCUGCAGCAGAUGGUUGUCAUCAACAUCGAGGAGCGCAGGAAAGACCACUGGCAAAUGUUCACUCACCACAUCGUCACGAGCGUCCUCAUCUACACCUCGUACCGCUACGGCCACACACGCGUGGGCAACCUCAUUCUUGUCUUGAUGGACGUGUCCGACCUAGCCCUGGGGCUUGCCAAGUGCCUCAAGUACCUCGGCUACCACACUAUCUGCGACGUCAUGUUCGGCGUCUUCAUGGCUUCGUGGCUGGCUGCGCGCCACUUUCUGUACCUGGCCGUGUGCUACUCGGUGUGGGCGCACACGCCCGACAUCAUGCCGACGGGCUGCUUCAAGGGCUCGCGCGACAACCUCGUGGGACCGUUCGACCCCCCCACCGAACAAGGGUUCUCGUACCUGCUCGAGCCGCUGUGGGACUCGGAGGGCACCUUCUGCUACAACGAGACGGUCAAGUGGUCGUUCCUGUCCAUGCUGCUGUUCCUGCAGUGCCUGACCAUCAUGUGGUUCUUUUUGAUCGUCCGCGUCGCGAUCAAGGUCAUCAAGGGCGCCCCCGCCGAGGACGUGCGCAGCGACGACGAGGGCGCCGAGGUCGAGGACGAGGACGAGUUUGUCUACGAGGAGGCCAAGCCCCUCGAGGAGGAGGUCGGGGUCGACGAGAUCGAUCUCAAGAGCUGGGAGCGCAGGUCGGGCGUCAAGCGCCAGGGCCCCUCCACCUCGGGCGUCAGCCUGCCCGGGCACAGCGACCGUAAGGAGCUCCUGGGUCGCAUCGGGUGUGACAAACAGGUCGAGUGA
Molecule: messenger RNA, 1944 nt
Organism: Chaetomium globosum CBS 148.51
Lineage: Eukaryota; Fungi; Ascomycota; Sordariomycetes; Sordariales; Chaetomiaceae
Exons: 5
Coding region: 1-1944 (647 amino acids)
Biological process (GO): ceramide biosynthetic process
Cellular component (GO): membrane
Molecular function (GO): sphingosine N-acyltransferase activity
Source: RefSeq, a predicted model, not a curated record